AUGGUUGAACUAGCGCUUAUUAGAAGAAUGCAAGCACGUAUUGACAAUCUUUUUGAAAAGCAUUGCUAUGAAAGUGGCAUAGCAAUGCUAGAGCGUUUUUCUGGGCUUGCAAAAGAUUAUCCAGGACAUCGAGAUUUAAUUUUUGAACAUGUAAAAACGAUUUUAUUUUUAUGUUUAGAAAUUGUGAAAAAUAUACCAGAAAAUGAAACCUCCAUAUAUUUGAUUUCAAGCUGCUAUAAACUUAUAAAGCCUCAUUCCAUACUGAAUCUAAUUCACUAAAUUAAUAAAAAACAAUUUUUUAUUCCUUAUUAAUUAUUAUAAAUAAUAAAUUUUUAGAUCCAGAAACUUCAAUAUAUAUCUAACUCCCCCCCCUCCGUGAGUGAAACAAAACCAUUAGAAAAAUCCCUAUUUUUUGCCCAAACGUGAGUGAACAAAAAUUUUUUUAAUAGAAAAAUUUUUUAUGGAAAAAAUUUUGAUAUAUAAAUGAUAAUUAUUAUAAUGAAAUCUAGAGCUAAUUCUAUUUAAUUUUAAAUGAAUUGCUUUUUAAAACUAAAUUUUAUAAAUUUAAAUUAAUAUUUGCUUUCCAAUUUUUGCGAAUUAGAAUUUUUUUAAAUUUCGAAAAAAAUAUUUUUUAUAAAAUUACACAGAAAUUUUUUUAAAAAACAAAUCAACACAAAAUUUUUUUGUUCACUCACGGAGGGGGGGGGAGUAAGUGAAAAAUGGAAAAGACAGUUAAUUUUGAGAAAAAUUAUUACCAUAAUGCUUAAAAUUAAAAAUAAAUUAUAGAAAUGGAACUUAAUUUAAUAAAUUGAGAGGAAUUUUGAUCAAUAUAGAUUGAAAAGGUAAGCGAAAUCUUUAAUAUCAAGCAAGUUCUGGGUAAGCUUUAUUAUGAAAGUAAGAAGUUUAUCAAGGCUGAGAAAUUCUUCCAAGCAUCGUAUAAGCUGUCAAAAGAAAUUCCAUUUAACUCCCCCAGUAAUAAGAAAAUUUUUGAUUAUUUUGCGGAUUUUAGCCUAAGAUUUUCAAGAUCGAAAUUUCCUUAUUAUUGGUAUAAAUGCCUAAAAUUUGAAUUUUUCACAUGUUAUCUGAAGUCCCCAAUAAAAAAAUUUUGUGCUAGACCCAUUAAAUUUAUUAGGGAGUAAGUGCAGAAAUUUUGGAAUUUUAUCUAUUUUACAGUAAAUUUAACCUUGAAUUUCAAAAUAAAGUAAUAGCUUCAAGCAAGUUUGCAAAAAAAAUAUUAAAAAAUGCAAACAAAAUUAAUGCAGAUAAAAUUGAUAUUGCUAAUUUGCAAGAAAAAGCUCUCAAAAUACUAAUCAAGAUAGAAAUUGGCGCAAAGAAUAAGGAAAAUAUAAUUAAGUUGCUUGAUUAUGCAAGAAAGCUGCCAUAUAUUAAUACUUCAAAGCUCAUGGCAUGAGUUAACAAUAGGUUUCAAGGGCUUGAUUACUCGGAUGUGGUUGCUUCUUCAAUUUUAAAUAAGUAUAAAGAAAAUCCAAAAGACAGAUUCCCAUCUACUAAUACAAAAUCCAAGCUACUACUAGCUCCCCCCUUUGAAUUGGAACAAGACAUAGGUAAAUUUGCAUUUUUUGGGUACUUUAACCCCCCUCUAAAUUGUAACAAAAUUUGUUUUUCAAUAGGAAAAUUUUAUCGAUGAGAGCACUAAUUUUUUAUAAAAUUAGUUUUGAACUAAUUUAAUAGGCAAAGAAUUUUUACACUGAAUCAAUUAACUUUUUAUAUAAUUCUUGAUAAAAAUAAAUUAAAAUUCAAACUAUUGUGCUAAAUUUAUAUUUAUAAAUUUUUUUAAAAAUAAUAUUAAGCCAUUAAAAUUGGAACAAGAUUCUUGUUCCAAUUUCAAGGGGAGGAGGAUAAGUUAUAAAGAAUCAUCAUUAGACUCUCCCAAGUCUCCUAAAAGCAUCCAAAGCAGAACAUUCCGAUUAGGGUCACCAAUUAACUUAUCCAAAAGAUCUUGUUUUUCACCUGAAUCAACAAGAGUAAAUUCUCCUGUGAAUUUCAAUUUCAAGCCUAAACUUCUUUUCAAUAAAAACAAAUCUUCAAGAAUUUUAAAACCUCAAAAACAGAUAAUAGAAAAAGACCAAGACUCAACAGAUAGUACUGUAACUCUCGAAUCUAAACCAUUAGAAAUAAAAUCUGAAGAGGAAAAUUCACCUAUAACCCUGACAAGUGAUAGCGAAAUUAAUAAAGAAACCUCGAAAUUAUUUAUAAAAUUAAGCGAAGACAAAGAAGAGCCAAUAAAAAGCGAAUCUCCAAAUCCAAAUCAGAAUUUAGAAGAAAAUACAGAAAAAAACGAUACAACAGCAAUACCUAAAUCUGAAGAAAAUAAAGAAAUAAAUAAAAACACUGAGAUAAAGGCUAAUGAAAAAGACACAAAAAUAAUGAUAAAAUCCGAAGAAAAUAAACAAAUAAAUAAAAAUGCAGAAAUUAAGGUUAAAGAAGACAAAUUUAAUGAUAUAACCAAAGUUUCAAUUAUGAUCCAAUCAUAUGUGCGAAAAUUGCUUGCCCAAAGAAAAUUCAAAAACGAUCAAUCAAAACGCAAAGGCUUUACUGGGUACAUUGCAUAUGGGCGACGAAAAUUCAAUGGCAUUCUUUAUUUUGUCACCAUAACAUAUCAAGGAUUUGAUAAUCAGAAUUUACGAAAAAUCUGUGGAGUGUUAGCCAGAAAUGUUGAUAAAAUGAAUAUUAUUGUUGAUGCAUAUCCUCUAGUAUCUGGGAUUAAAAAGCCAGUAUUCAGUUGUUAUUCUACAGAAGAAAUCACUGAGCUACUUGGCGUUUGGGACUUUGAGUUCUUAAAAAGUUCUUUACAGCCUGUUCUGUUAGAUCGCGUAAAAAUUAUAAAUAAUCGUAUCGAUUUUUUUGCGACUGAAAAAGUCAGUGAUCCGAUGAAAAGAUUGAUUUAUAGAGGAAAAGGCAAAUUGGGGACUAGUAUAGCUUGAUAAGCUUUUUUUUUUAAUUUAAAAAUAAUUUUUCCGCUAAAUUCAGGCUCUUCAAUUAACUUUAUAUUUGCAUGCCAAAAUAAAUAAAAAAAUACUUAAAGGUAUAAUUAUUAUAAUAUUCGGAUCCACGAAAUUAUACAAGGAUCAGUAAAAGGAUAUAUGAUAGCAGCAUUUACAUUAAAUCAAAAAAUGGAAAAAUUAUUAGACAUGCACCAACUAAUUGAGCUGUUUGGAACAAGCCAAGAAAAUAUUAUAUUAAAUAAAGUGCAUGAAAUAAUUUCUUUAUUGGCCGUGGAAAACAAUAAAUUGGUUAUAAAAAAAGCAAACCCGGAACCUAUGUAA
Messenger RNA from Blepharisma stoltei, 3287 nucleotides. The record is from the annotation of a GenBank genome assembly. NCBI's taxonomy places the organism in Eukaryota, Ciliophora, Heterotrichea, Heterotrichida, Blepharismidae.